Lytechinus pictus (painted urchin) is the source of this 5724-nucleotide messenger RNA. Its product is annotated as peroxisomal targeting signal 2 receptor-like. NCBI's taxonomy places the organism in Eukaryota, Metazoa, Echinodermata, Echinoidea, Temnopleuroida, Toxopneustidae. Bases 486 to 1460 code for a protein of 324 amino acids. Gene Ontology annotation, biological process: protein import into peroxisome matrix. The transcript is spliced from 8 exons. The record is from RefSeq and is a predicted model, not a curated record. Gene Ontology annotation, cellular component: peroxisomal matrix; cytosol. Gene Ontology annotation, molecular function: protein binding.
AGCAGCUGUGUGACCUUUCAGAUUAUGCAAUGAAGGUGUUUUGGCCCGCGGCUGCGAUCUUGUACAAUUUUACUAGGGACAGGACAGUCAAUUUGUAUACACAUUAGACUUAGUAUGAGUCACUGGAGUGAAGUUAAGCAUUUCAAAAGUCUACUUCUUUCGGCUUACCUUUGCAAGCUAAUGACGAAAUUCCAAAGAUAAAUCACCACGUGUACGUGACUGCGACUUUUUUGCGGGGUUUUAAAUUCUGGCAGAAAGCUCAGCAGCAACGAGAAACCGAACUCGGCGUCCCAGGGGCCGGGCCCGGUGCCAGUACAACAGUAGACAGUCAGUAGUGUCGCUGGAUGGACAAUCGCAGGCGCAGUUCUGCAGCAGCUGUCUCAUCUCAUUUGGAAUUAUUGAUUGCAACAAAGGAGGAUGCUGUCAAAUUGAAAAAGUUUAAAAUAGUUUUAUUAUUUCACUGAAUUGAGCCUGAAGAGUAGACUAUGAAUCAUCAUCCAAGACCUCCGAUUGCCUUCAAAUCUCCUGGUCGCCAUGGAUACGCAGUGGAGUUUUCUCCAUAUCUUCCCCAGCGCCUUGCUGUGGCAACAGCCCAACACUAUGGUAUUGCUGGAACUGGCACCCUAUUCCUGAUCGACAUCACACCCGCUGGUGCUGUCCUCCUGGGAACGUUUGACUGGAAGGAAGGCCUGUUUGAUCUGACAUGGUCUGAGAGCAAUGAGAGACUCGUUAUGACAGGGAGUGGGGACGGUUCCAUCCAACUCUGGGAUAUUAACAUCCCAGCUGAACCAGUUAAAGUAUUCAAGGAACACAGUCGAGAGGUCUACAGUGUGAACUGGAAUCAGACCCGGGACCAGAACUUUGUCCUAUCCGCUUCCUGGGACAAGACCAUCAAGUUAUGGGAUACUAACCGGGACCAUUCACUCCAGACCUUUGUAGGCCACAGACACAAUGUCUACAGUGCCGUCUGGUCUCCUCUUGUUCCUGGGUGCUUUGCUUCCUCAUCAGGUGAUGGCUCACUGUGUGUAUGGGACAUUAGAAAGCCACAGAAACCUAGAUUCCUCAUCCCAGUCAGCAAAGCAGAUGUCAUAUCAUGUGACUGGUGUAAAUAUGAUCAGAAUAUCAUUGUUGCUGGUUCAGUUGAUUGUAAGAUCCGUGGUUGGGACCUUCGCUAUGCAACUAAAGUACUCUUUCAACUUGGUGGACACACACAUGCAAUAAGGAGGAUAAAGUGUUCUCCUCAUAGUAAGACAGUGCUAGCAUCCUCAUCGUACGACUUCACAGUUCGAACAUGGGAUUUUGCUAGGCAGCCUACUCCCCUAGAGAUUAUUGAAAAUCAUACUGAGUUUGUUUGUGGACUAGACUUCAAUGUACAUGUGCCCGGACAGUUAGCAGACUGUGCUUGGGACGAGAGGACUGUGGUGUAUGUUCCUAAAUCUCUAGCUGCUUUUAACACAUGAUGAAGGUGUAUAACCUGUUGUAUCCUUGGCUUAACACCAAAACCCCUCUGGUGUAUUCAUGGUUUGAUCAAUGAUUUCUAGAGAUAUAUUGAUAUGAAUACUUGGCUUAACACCAAAACCUCUGCAGUGUGCUCAUGGUUUGAUCAGUGAGUUCUAGAAAUAUAUUGAUAUAUAUCCUUGGUUUAACACCAAAACAUCUCUGGUGGAUUCCUGGUUUGAUCAGUGAUUUCUAGAUAUUCAUUGAUGUGAAGACCAAGAAUAGCUUGGGCAAAAUGAGAUGAUGAUAUCCUGUGAACUAUUAAAGGUGUUACCUCAUUUCCUCUUGAAUGAUCUCCUGCAAGGUGUUAGUAUGGAUGCAUAGACAAGCUAGAUGGGAAUUGACUUGAUAGUCACUCAGCACCCAUAUCUGAUGAUAAAUUUUUUCUGAUCUAUCAUUGUGUGAGAUUUGAGUGUUGACACAAAGUCUCGUAUAAAACAAAAGCCAUACCAUACAUACUGAUUGACAAAUUCAUUGUGUGUUAGCUUUAUACCUUACAUGUGUGCUUAUCAAUUAUGUUAUCUGUGAUUAACUGUGAGUAUUAGGUGCCAGGUCAUAAUAUGGAUGGCUCUGUUUUGGGCUAAUAUCUUGUUUGGGUUUUUUGUGCGAUUUUAUUGUGUAUACUCAAUGCAUACAUAAAGUAAUUCCCAAGGAUGUCUUUGGUCAUGGUGAAAAAUUGUGAUGAAUGGGAUGUACUGUUAACAUUCUAAAUGUUUUGUACAUCCUCAUGCUAGAACAUCAACUCUCGAUGCAAUUGUACUUCAUUCAGUGUUUGAUAUUUGGAAUGCCCUUCAGAAAUUAUGAAUGGAUGAAUGGGAGAUUUGUAGUGUCUAAUCUUUCAAGGAGCAAGUCAAAUAAAACAUUAUUGGUAUAUAUUUUGAUGAGGAAGUUUCAAUUUUUAUCUUUCAUAAAGAAACAUAGGAAGAGAAAGAAGAUUCUAGAAUAAAAAUAAAAAAGGAGUGGGGGGGGGUGUGAAAGAAAGUUGGAUACUAUUUUGAGUAGUAAUGAGAGAAAAUAAGGGGAGACAGUAUUAUCUUAUGAAUUAGUGUACACAUCAUCAGUAUUUACUAGUUCUACCAGCAUUGUCUUACAAUUUUGGAAACUCUUGAAUUUUAUUUGAAUUUGUAAUGAAACUCAAACAUUAUCAUGUCAACAAAAUUUCCCCCAGGAUGAUAAAACUCUGUUACAUAUUGUGAAUGAAAGUUUAAGGCCCGGUCCCACUGCACCUAUGGAUGCAAAGAGGAUGUAAAACGGAAAAAAAUUGUGCCAUCCGUUGGAAAACGCCUUUCAUCCGUUAUUUACUCAUUGCAUACAUGCUUCAUACGCUCUAUCCAUCGAGCAUCCGUCCACUGUGAUUUCAUCCAUGUAAAAAGAUUUGAGCUGCACAAAACUUAUAGUAUGGAUGAACUUUCUGCCGGGUAUGAUGUAAAUCCGCAACACAUACGAGCAACAAACAUUCCAUGUCUGUCAUCAUCCGUUGAACAUCCACUGUAUCCUCUGGGCAUCCUCGCAACUCAGUUCCACUGAAGCUGAACAGCGGAAAGAGGGAGGAAAGACAAGGUACAUGGAACAUCUAAACACCGCUAGUAGCAUGGAAAGAGAAAGGAUGUAAGCGUAUGCAUCUCAUAAAUAAAGUAUUCAAAACCCCUGGUAAUCCCUUCGGAGCUGUCGUCCACUUCAAUCCUUUUAUAUCCGCAAGGUUUCCGAUGAAUAACCGUUUAAAAUCCACGCUACAUACCAUCCACAUCCGUUCUUUUCCGUUAUGUUUUCGCAAAUUUUUCACCAAAUUCGUCCAUUACUGGAGCGGAUGAAAACGGAUAGAGCCAUCCGCGAAAUUUUGCUUGUCUGCUGUGUCCUUCAUGAAUACAUUUUGUAUCCAUCGGCCAGUGGGACCAGGCCUUUAACUCAGACCAUGGUCCAAGUCUGGGCUAAAAUUCUUAAAAGCAAUAAGUAUAAAGCAUUUGCUUACAAUUUAAUCACCAUGUUUGACUUUUUUAAUUGUUACUGGGAUCUUACCCAUGUUUUAAUCAUGAAAACAAUAAUUCAUCAUUUCAUGAUUGUUUGUAGAGCUUAGGGUGUUGGAUGUAAAGAUACUUUGAUCAUAAGAAUAUUUGAUUUGCUACCCAUAGUUUGCUUGGACCCCAGCCUGAGACCAAAGUUUAAGUUAAACAGGAGUUUGGAAUACAGGCGUUUGUAUUUUACCUGAUGAUUGUUUAUUCAACACUGUACGAAGUGUAUUCCUGGAUGUGAAACUGCCAACAAAUUUCAGUAAAAUUCAGGAAAAACAUGCAUUUUUAAAAUACUUUUUGAAUUCAUUUUUAUAUGAACUUUUUAUCUUUUAUUCAUUUAUUUUUCAAUGCUUGAAAUUCAAAUAUGAUGGCUCUGAGUGUGAAUGUCAUCAAGUGUAUGAAAUGUUGUAUUAGAUUUUCAUGUCAAUACUGGGGUGAGAAAUACCUUUUGUCUUCUAAAAGUAUAUCGCUUAUGUAAGUGAUAGAACAGUGGCAACCAUAACUCUCUAUUCAAUGGGAUAGUCUUUUCUAUAAAGCAGGAAAGUUACUUUCCUUCAAGCUUUGAGAGAAAAAGGUAUUGUCACCCCAGCAACACUAUAUUUAUGUACUGUGAUUGUGUGUGACUAUUUAUGAAAUCUUGUAUAUAUAUAUUUUGAUUUUGUAGCAUUGUUUGGCAUGUCGUUUUUGUUGUAAAUUUAUUAUCAGAUCCUUUAAAGGGGUACAAUAUUAUUUUGUUCUCAUAAUUAGACAUCAAACUAUCUUUUAUUGUUUUAUAGCAACAAUUUGAUGAAGUAAUAAGGUAAUUUUUUUCUGUUUCAGUUCCAGAGGCACUGUUAUUGCUUUUGAUGAAAAAUCAUAAUUUUUAUCGGGCUGUUACUGCAGGUAGGGACCUGUCUUAAGAAAAGCAAUUUUCUUUUAGAUUCUUCUUUGGGCCUGAUGUUGCCUUCAUAAAAUGAAAAGUGACCCAUGACUGCCACAUAAUAAACCAUGAUUAGAUUAAAAGUACAAGGUCUUACAUCAAGCUAAUUAAAUAUGUAUUAACACUAUUUUUUAAUCUGUCCAUGUUGUGAGUUAAAGGGAACGUGUUGGCGGCAAUCUCUAUUUUAAGAUCAACUGUGAGAAAAAACAAAUUCUGAUAUCACUUGCCAUAUAUAUGUCUGCACAUGAUAUUGUAAAUGCAUUUUCCUCAAAAGUAACAGAUGGACUUUGGGAACAAGGUACUAGUGUGAAGUGAAUUACUGUAUUUACAUUGUCAUGUACCGUACUAGCAAUUGAGGAAAUAAUGUAAUGUGUAAAAUUUAUCAGCAUUUAUUGUUAGAGACCUGUACAUCGAUACAUUUGUAUUACCCAUAUCGUUUAUUUUUAUAAAAUAAAAUCUACUGAAGGAGUUUUGUUGAUUUUGAAGAGUGCGUAGUCCCAUAAAUUGCAUAAUGUUUGGGCACUUACAUGUAAAUGACAGGCAUAUAAAAAUUAAUGUUCAUUUAACCUGUUGGACACCCAAUUAUGUGAUUCCCCUGGAACCAACCAGUUUUCCGCACUGAAGAAUACAUUUGGCAUAUAUCCCAUCUUUUUUUUAACAUGUACAGGCUCAUCAAUCGUUUUCUUACACUUAUUUUGAUUUUGUUGUAAAGAUUUUUCAAUAAAACCAAAGGUGAUUAUUUUUUGUUCCCCCACCUCUACAGCAUUACUGAACUAAUCAGGUGUAUCCCAAGGGACAAUUCUUGCCAAUUUUGUGUGAUUUUGAAUAUUGUGGGUUUUUUUUUGUUGUUCAGCUCACCUAUGUUACCUUCUUUUCCCCUCAAUUUCCUCUCUUUCAGUUCAGUUUAGCUUUUACAUAAGCAAUUCAUAUUCCUUAUUGCUUCAUACUCAAUUUUCAAAUAGAAAAUAUUCGGAUUUGUCUGUACUUAUUCAGUAAGGAAUAAAUUAUCUUUGUAGGUUUGCAUGGUGGAGUGUAUAACAUGGAGAAGGUUUACGGUUCACCAUGUGUAAUAUGAAGGAGGGAAGGAAAUACAGGCAGAAAGAUUGAAAUGGAAAGACAAGAUACAUGUAGGAUGAAAAGAGAAAAUCAACGUUUCGGGCAGGUUGACUGUCCGUCUUCAGGACAGUCGAGUAAACCUCUCUUUACUUCAACCUUCUACUACUCAAACCAUCGCUACUCAAGCCAUAUUCAGCUCAUCUCAUCUGGUUUACAGUCCUUUUCAGGACUUCUCUCACUUUC